This is a messenger RNA of Hemisphaericaspora subhashii, 630 nucleotides long. RefSeq lists its product as uncharacterized. The record is from RefSeq and is a predicted model, not a curated record. Lineage: Eukaryota; Fungi; Ascomycota; Pichiomycetes; Serinales; Debaryomycetaceae. The coding region runs from base 1 to 630 and encodes 209 amino acids. The transcript is spliced from 4 exons.
AUGGCUGAAGAAUCUUCAAGAGCAAUACGUCCCUGGGAAAUGACGCGACCAACCCCUACUCAAAAUCGACCACUUUUCUUCAACAACUACACAGCCGCAGCUACUGGAAGUCAAACGGUGGCCAGCGGAGUUACCUGCACCGGCAUUGUUACUUCCGUGUCCACAAUCACGUUCAGCUUUUCUGAUGCACCAACAAUCGCGAGGCUCAAUCAUUUGCCAGGACUGACACUAAAAUUGGAAACUGUUGCCAUCAAGGAAUUUAUUAAUGAUCAUCCUGAAUUAUUUGAAUCGGCUUCCUUACCUACUGUCAAUACGGUUGCUUCUUCGACAGUAUGUCCAUUGCCACUUCGCAAAAAUGUACGUGAUCUUGACAACAGACUUCAAUUUUUCAAACACAGAAACAAUCAGCUCAGAAGACAGGCAUCGGGACCACCAACACCUUCUCAAUCAGCUGAAGCUUCAACUUCAACUGCUUUAACUGAGAUAAAUACAGCACCUCCUCGAGUUUUCAAAAGUGCUAAUCCUAAUCAUUGGAAUAAUGAUGACUCUAAUAAUAAAGCUAAUGUGGUUAGGCUUACUACUUCCAAGUGGCUAAUUCUGCUACGACAAACAAUGACCAAUAUGAAUUGA